AUGGACGAGUCCCACACGUCGAGGAGCAAGGAAAAGGUGAAGCCCGACAAGAACCAGAGAGCAGCUAUACAGAGCCUAGCCGGCGCAGAGGUGUUGCAAUUGCUCCUGCAGCAGGUCUUUGAGCGUGCUUCUUUGGAUGGGGUGGUUACGGAGUCUUUCUACUUGCAGCAGCAGAUCCACUGGGAGAUGGAGAAAUACCCAAGUCCAGAGAUUUCACCUCCCAAGACCAUGAGGACCGUGAAGAAUCUGCACAAGCUCCUUUCUCGUAUGAGCUUGAGGCAAAUGAUUCAGUUUAUCGGGCAUAGCCCUGUUUGCGACCACAGCUUCCUCGACCAUGUGCAGACACAGAUGGCCUCCACCAGCGCAGGCAGUAUGCGUGAGAUCAGUGGCGUGAGGCUUGCAAAGUCCGUGUGGCUGUAG
Molecule: messenger RNA, 420 nt
Organism: Symbiodinium sp. CCMP2456
Lineage: Eukaryota; Dinophyceae; Suessiales; Symbiodiniaceae
Source: the annotation of a GenBank genome assembly